Messenger RNA from Spodoptera frugiperda (fall armyworm), 6549 nucleotides. RefSeq lists its product as uncharacterized. The record is from RefSeq and is a predicted model, not a curated record. The transcript has a single exon. Gene Ontology annotation, molecular function: nucleic acid binding. Gene Ontology annotation, biological process: DNA integration. Lineage: Eukaryota; Metazoa; Arthropoda; Insecta; Lepidoptera; Noctuidae. The coding region runs from base 1 to 6549 and encodes 2182 amino acids.
AUGUACGAUAAAGCAAGAAUUCUUUACAAUGAAGCUCAGGACAUUAUUCAAAAUUACAAGCCACCUACUAGUGCGGAAAAAGGGAGUAAGUCGCCUAGCACUUCAUCAAUUCGUACAACUGAUACUCGCAAUCAAGAAGCUGCGGAUGAGCGACAACAAACGAACAUGUUAUCAGUAGAUUCAGAUAAACCAAAUAUCAAGCCAAUUGGAACCCCAUCCACAUCAUUGUUCAAGAAGAUUGUCUCUCGAGGUAAUGCCAGUAAAUUGGAAGAAAUGCUACGCAAGCAGAAGAGUAAUUUCAAGGCUUUAUCACGAGCAAUCAGAAACGUGGAUAUGGAGAGCCUCUCCGGAAAAUGGGAAUUCGAAGAUGUGCUCAAAACCAUUCAAGUAAAAUGGUCAACUAUAGAAUCCCUACACUGGGAAAUAGAUUGUGAGAUGUACUCGGAAGAUGAGGAGUAUGAACAGGAAUAUAGCAACCACGAACAACUGUAUAUUAACAUCAAAAAGUUGGUCAAUAGCAAGAUGUAUUCUGUUUCAUAUCGGGAAAGUUUUACACCGAAAAUAGAUAUACCUACCUUCUCAGGGAACUAUCAAAAAUGGAUAUCAUUCAAGGACUUAUUCCAAGAAGCAGUCCACAACAACAAAUCCAUCCCAAACGCCCAGAAGAUGCAGUUAUUAAAAACUAAACUGAAAGGCGAAGCAGAAAGGAUCAUCCAGCACCUCAAUAUCAGUUCUGAAAAUUACAAAGUUUGCUGGGACAUAUUGAAUCAUAGGUAUAACAAUGACAGAUUAAUUUUCACCUCUCACAUGAACAUACUGCUGUCAAUACCUACAAUGCAAAACCAAGUUGACACACAGAUCAAGAACAUGUUCGACACCAUUAAUGAAUGCAUGAACUCCUUAAAAAAUCUUGGGAUAGAUGUAGUCGCCAUUGGACCGAUGGUGGUGCAUUUACUCACACAGAAGCUGGAUACUCAAUCGCUUAGUGAAUACACUCAAUCAUUAGACAAUCCGAGAGCCUUGCCUGUUCUAACAGACUUUCUUAAAUUUUUGGAAAACAAGUAUACUGCUCUCGAGUCGACACGGCGAAAGCAUUAUUCAUCCAAAUCAUCAUCGGCGUCAUCUCCGAGUAACAACAAAGAUUCUGAACACCAAGUCAACAAAAAGAAUCAAUCAAAAUCGAAUAAUUUCAAUAAAAUUGACUCGAAUAAACCAUUUUUGCGUAGUUCGACUUUAAAAAGUUGUGCAACGAGGACACAAUAUUGCCCACUAUGCAAAGACGAUAGCCACGGACUUUUCUACUGCAAGCCAUUUUUAGAAUUGGGGUCAACAGAAAAGAGAAACACAGUGCAAAGGUUCAACUUGUGUGAAAAUUGCCUGGUUGAUCACAAAAAUAAAUCAUGCCGUUCUGAAUCAAAAUGCAGGGUGUGUCAAGGACCUCAUAAUACCGUAUUGCACGAUGCCUUACAGAUAAACGCAGUGUCCAGCAAAAUUGAUAAGUCACCGUCUAUGUCAUGUGAAGACAAUACACAUAGUAAUGCGACACACGUCAGCAAGGAACCUGUUGUUGAAAUUCUGCUAGCAACGGCACUUGUCCGUGUACAAGGGAUUAAUGGGGAAUAUCACACAAUGAGGGCUCUCAUAGAUCAAGGCUCCCAAGCCUCCCUCAUUACUGAGAACGCGGCACAAAUCCUGAAACUGCCACGCCGAGCAUGCAAAGGCGUCAUAGUUGGAGUCAGUGCCAAUCAAACCAAUUGUAAAGGAGUUCUCAGUCUUGUGGCGUCCUCAUUGUACUCCAAUUACACAUUCCAAACAGAAGUUGUUAUUAUGAAGAAAUUAAUUAACAAUUUACCAAAUCAUAGUUUCUCAAAACCAUCGUGGGAAUAUCUUCAAAACAUUCAACUAGCAGAUACAGAUUUCAACGUUUGUCGUCCAAUAGAUUUAUUGCUGGGAGCAGAAGUUUACGCGGAAAUCAUCAUGCCUGGCAUAAUCAAGGAAAACUCAUCUCUACCAAUAGCUCAACAGACUCAACUUGGCUGGAUUUUGAGUGGCAAUGUCAAGUCCUAUCAAUGCAACGUUAUCAUGAACAAUAUAGAAGACAUACAAAGGUUUUGGAGCAUUGAAGAUGUCACCGAUCUCAAUACUGACAUGUCCUCUGAAGACCAUCAAUGCCUUCAACAAUAUCACUCAGAAACAGUACGACGAGAAGAUGGUAGAUACGUGGUCAGACUGCCACUGAAGCCAGAUAUCAACGAAAAAUUGGGAGAAUCAAAACAAAGAGCCGUAGCACAAUUUUAUCAACUGGAAAGGAAAUUUGCAAGAAAUAAAAAUAUUUCCGAAGAUUACAAAACAUUCAUAACCGAGUACAUCAAACUGGGUCACAUGCGCAAGUGCACACAAAAGAGACUGCCGGAUUGCAUUUUACCUCACCUGUGCGUUUUACGGCCGGACUCGACAACAACAUCGCUGCGAGUUGUAUUUAACGCGUCAGCAAAAACUUCGACUGGCUACAGUCUUAAUGAUUUAAUGUAUAGCGGUCCGAAUCUACAACAGGAUUUGUUUACACUGAUUCUGAAAUGGAGGCAGUAUAAAUAUGCAUUCACAGCAGAUAUCGAGAAGAUGUUUCGGCAGAUCUUGUGUAAUGAGAAGGACCUACAGUAUCAGAAAAUCGUCUGGCGUGACUCACCUUCCCAAGUGCUUAGAGAAUAUGAGUUGAGUACAGUCACCUAUGGAACCAAAGCAGCUCCAUUCCUGGCCAUGAUGACGUUGAAACGGUUAGCAGAAGACGAACGUUCAAGAUACCCUACAGCAUCAGCAGUCCUGGAACAGUGCUUCUACAUGGAUGAUCUUCUGACAGGAAACCACAGCAUAGAGGAAGCCAAGCAACUCAAGGCUGACCUAAUAAAUUUGCUGAAAUCUGGUGGAUUUAAUUUGCGGAAAUGGUCGUCAAAUAACAUGGACAUACAAGAAGCAAUAACAAACAAGGAACAAGCCUUCGAAUUCAAGCAUCAAGAAUCAACCAAAACUUUGGGACUGCGCUGGCACCCACAGAGCGAUCAAUUCAAGUUCCAGAUGAAGAUUGACACAUCAUCAUUGACGCCAUCCACUAAAAGAUCAUUAUUAUCUGACAUUUCAAAGAUAUUUGAUCCACUCGGCUGGCUGUCUCCAGUAUCAACCAAAUUGAAACUUUUAUUCCAAAAAGUUUGGUCGUUGAAUCUUCAAUGGGAUGAAGCAGUACCUACAAACAUCAAUGAAGAAUGGCUUAAAAUAAAAAAGGAGUUACCACAUAUCGAACAUAUUAACGUACCAAGAUGGCUUCAAACGCCAAAAAAUGCAAUCAUAGAGUUACACAGGUUCUGUGACUCAUCAGAAAAGGCCUAUGCAUGUGUAAUUUAUGGCAGAAUUAUCAAUCUGGAAGAGGUGGAGUGGCAAUCUCCUGUGGUUAUAGUAGCAGGAAAAUCAAAGCUCGUGCCUGUCAACAAAUCGGUAUCUCUGCCUAGAUUGGAGCUUUGCGCAGCACAAUUGUUGUCAAAACUGAUGAAAGUUGUUCAGAACUGUUUAUCAAACCAUACUAUACGAAUAUACGGUUGGUGCGAUUCGACCGCAGUACUAGGUUGGCUCCAUGGUGAACCAAAUCGCUGGAAACCAUUCGUGGCUAACAGAGUAGCACAAAUCACAGAGAUAAUACCAACGAAUAGCGGGCGUUAUGUGAAAUCAGCCGAAAAUCCAGCUGAUUGCGCGAGCCGAGGUUUAUUAGCGAAUCAACUACAGCAUCAUCCACUUUGGUGGCACGGACCAACCUGGCUAUCAACAUUCAAAGUAGACAAAAAUCAAAACCUACCAACUUACGUUACUUAUGAGGAAAUCAAAAAGUCAAUAAAAAGUAAUGUAAUUCAACAAAAUGAGGACAUUGUUUUAAAAUUAUUGAACAAAUUCAGCAAUUUCGAACGAGCGGCGCGUGUUCUUGCUUGGACUUUGCGCGCCAUAUCUCGCAGUCAACACAAACCAAAGUAUUUGACUGUCAGCGAAAUAAAAAUAGCUAAAUAUCGCUUAAUAAAACGAGUACAGCUAACGGUAUUUAAGGAAGAGAUAUUUAGUCUCCGAGAUCAGAAGCAAAUAGACGCGAAGAGCAAAUUGCUGAAGCUUAACCCAUUUUUGGAUCAAGACGGCCUAUUGAGAGUCGGUGGCAGACUGAACAACGCGAAGAUGAGCCAAAACAUGAAGCAUCCCCUUAUCAUUCCGAACAACACCCACCUCAGUGACUUAUUGAUCAAACAAGGACAUCAGAUGACACUUCAUGGGGGAGCGAGAGUUACUCAAGCAUGGCUGCGUCAUCAAUACUGGAUUCUGGGAGGAAACCGAGCAAUCAAGAAGUGCCUUCGGAACUGCGUCAAGUGCCGAAAACACGAUCCAAUCAAACACGAACAACUCAUGGGCGACCUUCCUUUAGCACGCAGCAAUCCAACACGACCAUUUUUCCAUACAGGGGUCGAUUUUACCGGGUUUGUCGACGUAAAAGCAAGCAAGGGCCGAGGUAUUAAGACCACGAAAGGGUACAUCGCUGUAUUCGUUUGUAUGGCCACCAAGGCUGUGCACAUCGAGUUAGUAUCGGACCUGACCUCAUCGUCGUUCCUAGCGGCUUUACGAAGAAUGGCAGCUCGGAGAGGCACCCCAGGCCAUGUCUAUAGUGAUAAUGGCACGAAUUUUGUUGGAGCAAGCAGAAUUCUUAACGAAGAGUUCGUCAAUAUUCAAAACACCUUAGAUGACAGUUUUUUCGAGGCUAUUGCCAGUAUGGAGAUUAACUGGCAUUUUAAUGCCCCUUCCUGGCCUAGCGCCGGAGGCCUCUGGGAAGCCGCCGUCAAGAGUUUGAAGUACCAUCUCAAACGAGUCAUAGGAAGUCAGAAGCUGACGUUUGAAGAAUAUUCAACUUUGCUCGCUCAAAUAGAAGCAUGUUUAAAUAGCCGACCAUUAUGCGCACUCAGUGAAGACCCCGAAGACUUAGACUGUCUCACACCGUCUCAUUUUUUGGCGAGUGGUCCAACACUAACUAUCAUCGAGACUGAGAGAGACUUGCGGACAAGGUGGCAACUCACACAAAAAAUAUUUGAUGACCUGUGGAAGAGAUGGCGAGCUGAAUACCUGUGCCAACUAUCAGCUCGCAGCAAGUGGCGCAAACCUCAUCAGAAUUUGAAGAUCAAUGACAUCGUCAUCAUUCACGACGUUAAUUUGCCCCCGGGAAAGUGGCCCAUGGGCAGAGUUAUUGAACUUCAUCCAGGGAAAGACGGGUACGUCAGAGUAGUGACCCUACGCACGAAAAAUGGGACACUUAAGAGACCAAUUACAAAAUUGUCCGUUUUGCCGAUCAACGACAAUAAUCAAAGCCACGAUGCAGAAAAAGAAAACCAAGAAGGUCAAACAAAUAACAAUAAAUAUUCCAAGCCAGCCUCAUCAAAAUUGUGCAACUUCAUAAUAACGACACUCAUACUUCUGAUGUUUAUUUGUUCAGGAACGUGCGAACACAAAAUUUCCAAAGUUGCAGAUAAUAAAAACAUAUUUUUUGAUAAAGUUACAAACAUGAAAUGGGAACGUGAUGAAUGGAAACUCAUCGUUUAUUGCGAUAUGGCUCCGUAUUGGCAAGGAAUGAACCUUCUGAACAAGUUUAUCACUCAUCUAGACAACAUAUGUUUAAGGGAUCAAAUACCACAAUGCAACGUAGUCCGAUUACAACUUACUCACGGGUACAACGAACUUGAACACUACAACAACGUUUUACUUGGUCAGCAAGGUCAAGUUCGUCGACGUCGCGGGCUUAUCAACGGUAUUGGCUACGUCGCACAUAGUUUGUUUGGAGUUUUAGACGAAACUUUUGCCGAACAAUAUCAGAAGGAUAUUGCCUUAAUAAGAAGCGAUCAAAAACAUCUUAGCAAUCUCUGGAGAAACCAAACGUCAAUUGUGGAGGCUGAGCUAAAUGUCAUCAAAAGAAUUGAAAAUACCCUGGACAAGCAGCACAAGAUUCUCAAUCAACACAUUACCAACUACUACUCGGACAUGAACAAACUGAAAGAAGAAAUCCGACACACUGACAAUAAAGCGAAAUUCACUUUAUCAACGUUUAUAGCCAAUAACAUCAUGACCAAUCUAAAAGAAAUCCAGGAGACGCUAGUUGAUACAGUGGCCAACAUUUAUUAUGAAAAGUUUAACUUUCACUUACUAACACCAGCUCAGUUGAAAAACGAACUGAAUGUUAUAACCGGACAAAUCUCAAAGGACCUAGCCUUACCGAUUAAUAAUAUUCAGGCUGACUUAGCGAAGAUAUAUCAUCUAUUGAAAGUGAAAGCAAGAGUUACUAGGGAGUUCCUGAUUUUCGAAGUAAGAAUUCCUCUUGUAAGCAGGGAAGACUAUGAGCUUUACAACCUCAUACCGAUUCCACAACAAGCCAACACAAGCAUGGUCAUUAUAGUACCUGUAGCAAACAGUGGUCUCGAACCUACCGAUUUUUCGGUAUUUCUACCGAUAUGGGCUCUGUUCUACCGAAAUACCGAAAUAUAA